UGCUUUGAGCGAGCCGGGCGUAAGUAAAGGGGGUUUGUGCAACGGCCCCGUCAGUAGGAAUCACGAUUUCAUGUGAUUCGGACGCGCUAAGACAGUGCGAAGUACCGCGUGCCAAGUCCCUGCAGUCAAUAGUGAAUACAAGUCGAUCAACACGUGCUCACGACGUCCGACACACAAUAUCAAUACACACCGAUUCGUACACAUUGACCAGCCGGUGUAAAGGAGAAAAAGGAAGACUUGAGCUAGAAAAGCUGUCAGCCGGCAUCCCGUGAUUUCGGCGCGAUGGCCGCGUUUUCGAAAAGCUCGCUGACAGGAUAAGACAGACGAACAGGACGAUAUUAUUAGAGCGGAUAGUGGCGGAAUAAACAUUUUUAUGCAGGGUGCAGGGUUAUGGGAAAGCAGAUGCUUUGACAUUUGGAUCUCUUGCUCCUGCAGGACUUCGUUAGUUUACUGAACAAAGAGGUGCCCGCGGCUGGUGUUAUCGAAUAACCACUUUAACGAAUCAAUAAAUUCCUGAAGAGGAAACCGGAGAGAAAUUAGAUUGUCGUUUGAUCGGCUAUUGUAUAACCAGCCACUCGAUCGUCGAGUCAUCAAAUCGCACUCGGUUCUCAAGCCGCCGUACGAGUGGAAAGAAAAGGAGUUCACGAAGAAGUAGUAACAAGAAGCAGAAACAUGGCACACGAAAACGGGAUAAAUGGCGAUACCGACUCUGAGUCGGUGGAGCUAAAUCCUCUGAGGAGAACCAGAUUCCACGUGAAUCGGGUCGACAGUCUCGAAGGUCGCGCCAGUCUCUUGGGCGAGCAGGAAACAAAGAAGUCCCUCAGGCACAUGACCAGGGAAGCCUUGCCGAGGCUAGACAAUUACAGGAACAUCAUGAGCAUCCAGGCGGCCCAUAGACCUUCCUUGGACGAGUUGCACAAUCCCACUCUCCUCAACAAGGGCUCGGGCUCACAUACGUUAAACGUUCCGCAUUUGAAAUCCACGACGACCAGGGUGAAAUUCGGAUGGAUCCAAGGAGUUUUGAUGCGAUGUCUCCUCAAUAUCUGGGGGGUGAUGCUCUUCCUGCGGCUUUCCUGGGUCGUAGCGCAGACCGGUGUAGGCCAAGCUAUUUUAUUGAUUCUCACAACAACAGUAGUCACGACGAUCACGUCCUUGUCGAUGUCAGCAAUCAGCACGAAUGGUCUCAUUAAAGGAGGUGGAACUUAUUACAUGAUUUCCAGAUCAUUGGGACCCGAGUUUGGCGGUUCCAUAGGUCUCAUAUUUUCCCUAGCGAACGCUGUCGCCUGUUCCAUGUACGUGGUUGGAUUCUGCGAGAGCAUGGUGGAUUUUCUCAGUUCUUAUUUCGAGGCUUGCAUAGUCGAUUGUGCGACAACAGAUAUCAGAAUCAUAGGCUGUAUAACGAUAGUUGUGCUGCUGAUAAUUGUGAUAAUCGGCCUGGAAUGGGAGGCAAAGGCUCAAAUAUUUUUACUGAUAAUCCUUCUCUUGGCUAUCGUCGAUUUCAUGAUCGGCACCUUCGUGGGUCCUAAAGGCACAGAGGAGAAAGCUAAAGGAUUCAUUGGAUACAAUACUAAACUCUUCAAGGAGAAUUUUUAUCCGAACUACCGAUACAGCGAGGGCGUGCAACACAAUUUCUUUUCAGUCUUGGCCAUUUUCUUCCCAGCGGCGACAGGCAUCCUGGCAGGUGCGAAUAUAUCCGGUGACUUGAAGGAUCCGCAAUCAGCGAUACCGAAAGGCACGCUAUUGGCAAUUCUUCUGACAUCGCUGUCAUAUCUGCUGAUGGCGAUUAUGGUCGGAGGUACCGUUAUACGAGACGCGUCUGGCAAUGUUAAUGAUUUAUGGGAGACGUACAAUGGUUCUUUUCCGGGUCUGUCGAUACUUGAUAUAAGCAAUGACACCGCAAUCGAAAAUAGUACAGUUGUUAAUCGCACCUGGAUAUAUGGAACGGCUUUUAAUUGUACCUCAGGAUGUAAAUACGGAAGCCACAACAGCUUCGAGGUAAUUCAAUUGGUUUCCGCCUUCGGUCCCAUCAUUUAUGCCGGCUGCUUCGCUGCAACAAUUUCAAGUGCCUUAGCAUCGCUGGUCUCAGCGCCGAAAGUAUUCCAAGCGCUUUGUCUCGAUAAGUUAUAUCCGGGAAUCGCGUGGUUCAGCGGAAAGAAGGAUAAAGAGCCAAUCCGUGGUUAUUUUCUCACUUUCAUCAUUGCCGUCGGUUUUAUUUUGAUCGGUGAAUUGAACGCGAUCGCGCCACUGAUUUCGAACUUCUUUUUGGCAGCUUACACUCUCAUUAAUUUCAGUACCUUCCAUGCUUCUCUUGCUAAACCAAUCGGAUGGCGGCCAACAUUCAAGUAUUACAACAUGUGGCUCAGUCUUGCUGGCGCUAUCCUUUGCGUGGCUGUGAUGUUUCUGAUCUCAUGGUGGACGGCUCUAAUAACGUUAUGCGUAGUUUUAGCGCUGUAUUUAGUGGUUUCAUAUAGAAAGCCCGAUGUCAAUUGGGGUUCAACUACACAAGCGCAGACCUACAACAACGCGUUGACAGCAGUGCAGCAAUUAGAUCGUGUGGAGGACCACGUGAAAAAUUACAGACCGCAACUCUUGGUUCUCACCGGCGCGCCUAAUGCGAGAUCCUCGCUGGUUGACUUUGCACAUCAUAUCACGAAGCAUCAAAGUUUAUUCAUUUGCGGUCAUAUCAUUGAGACGCCUAUAUCAUACAAGACACGCAACAACAUGACACAGAAUUGUAACUCCUGGUUCAGAGCAAAUAAAAUCAAGGCAUUUUAUUCUUUGGUGGACGGCGCGAGUUUCCAGGACGGUGCUACUUCUCUCCUGCAAGCCGCUGGACUUGGCAAAAUGAGACCCAACAUCCUGCUGAUGGGUUACAAGCAAGACUGGGCCACCUGUUCACGGGAGAAUUUGAAUAUGUACUUCAACGUUAUGCACAAAGCUCUUGAUAUGCACAUAGCAGUGGCACUUCUGCGGCUCCAAGAAGGCUUAGAUUGCAGUGGAAUCAUUGGAGAUGUUGAAGAUCAAAGGAGACUCGCGCCUACAUCGAUACCGGGCAAUCAAAGCUUUUCACAGCUCAGCCAAGCUAGUAGCACGUCUGACAUAUCGAUACCCGGUAGUCCUGCGCCUAGACGUUCGAAGGCGAUUAACGAAUAUCCCAAUCCGUCCGAGGAGCAACGCGAGAACCGGCCAAAUAUAGUGCCAAUCACGAAUAUACUUAAUGUAGUGACAAAGUUUCAAAAGAAGCAUAAGAAGGGCACUAUUGAUGUAUGGUGGUUAUACGACGACGGUGGCUUGACGCUUUUAUUGCCCUACAUAAUCAGCACAAGGCGCAAUUGGUCUAAUUGCAGAUUGAGGGUGUUCGCUCUGGCAAAUAAGAAUUCUGAAUUGGAGUACGAGCAAAGAAAUAUGGCGAGUCUUCUCUCAAAAUUCCGGAUAGACUAUUCCGCUCUGAAAGUUAUACCGGACAUCUCAAAGCCAGCACAAGCUAGCACGAAGACGUUCUUCGACUCGUUAAUAACUGACUUCCAGGAAUCGGCGGAUUCGAAAAAUGCAGACGACGAUAUUAUUAAAGAUUCGGAACUUAUGGCGAUGAAAGAGAAGACCAAUAGACAUCUCCGUUUGCGUGAAUUAUUACUUGAAAAUUCUAUGGAAGCCAACCUGAUCGUUAUGACUCUGCCGAUGCCUCGGAAAGGUGCCGUGUCCGCGCCCCUAUACAUGGCAUGGCUAGAGACGCUCACGCGCGACAUGCCGCCAUUCUUACUGGUUCGGGGCAAUCACACGUCGGUUUUAACAUUUUAUUCAUAGUGAUGAUGAAGAAACAGAUGGAAAAGUUUUUUAUGUGAGAAUACGCCUCACGAUUAGCGACAACAACGGUGUACCGCAGUAUUACAAAAAGAAAGACUUAAGGCUCCUGGGUAGUCACCGCAGCCAUAUUAGAUUCGUGACGUCAGAAGCGAGAAAUG
Messenger RNA from Linepithema humile (Argentine ant), 3962 nucleotides. RefSeq names its product sodium chloride cotransporter 69 (gene Ncc69). The record is from RefSeq and is a predicted model, not a curated record. NCBI's taxonomy places the organism in Eukaryota, Metazoa, Arthropoda, Insecta, Hymenoptera, Formicidae. Gene Ontology annotation, cellular component: membrane. Gene Ontology annotation, molecular function: sodium:potassium:chloride symporter activity. Gene Ontology annotation, biological process: potassium ion import across plasma membrane; chloride transmembrane transport; potassium ion homeostasis.